AAAAUCCAGCAGCUGUCCGAAGGGUCCAUGUUUGGCCAUGGCCUGAAGCACCUUUUCCACAGCCGCCGGCGGUCGCGGGAGCGGGAGCACCAGAACUCGCAGGACUCGCUGCCGCCGCACUACGGCAUGUCCGAACACGACUCCCCCGACGAGAAGGAGCGCUCCGACAGCAGCCUCACCGCCAUCCUGCAUCAGCACCAGGGCCGCCCCAGGUCCUCCUCCACCACCGACACUGCCAUCCUCCUGGCCGAGAGCGGGGCCGUCUAUCUGCUCACGGAGGACACCGAGUGCCUGGCCGAUAAGCUGGACAAGGGGGACGUGGCCGCGCUCAGCCUGCCCUCCACCGCCGGGCACGGCGACGCCGACGGCACCGUCUGCCUGGACGUCCCCGAUGGCACCCCUGACCCGCACAGGACAAAAGCCGCCAUCGAGCACCUGCACCAGAAGAUCCUCAAGAUCACCGAGCAGAUCAAGAUCGAGCAGGAGGCUCGGGAUGACAACGUGGCCGAGUACCUGAAGUUGGCCAACAACGCGGACAAGCAGCAAGCCUCCCGCAUCAAGCAGGUUUUUGAGAAGAAGAACCAGAAGUCAGCACAGACCAUCGCGCAGCUGCACAAGAAGCUGGAGCACUACCACAAGAAGCUGAAGGAGAUCGAGCAGAACGGCCCUUCCCGGCAGCCCAAGGAUGUCUUCCGGGACAUGCACCAGGGUCUUAAGGACGUGGGUGCCAACGUUCGCUCCAGCAUCAGCGGCUUCGGCGGUGGCGUAGUGGAGGGUGUCAAGGGAGGGCUCUCGGGUCUGUCCCAGGCCACCCACACCGCUGUGGUCUCCAAGCCCCGGGAAUUCGCCAGCCUCAUCCGGAACAAGUUUGGCAGUGCGGACAACAUUGCCCACCUGAAGGACACAUUGGAUGACGGGCACCCGGAGGAGGCUUCGCGGGCUCUCAGCGGCAGUGCCACCCUGGUCUCCAGCCCCAAGUAUGGCAGCGAUGAUGAGUGCUCCAGUGCCUCCUCUGGCUCGGCUGGUGGCAGCAACUCAGGGGCAGGACCCGGUGGCUUGGGGAGCCCCAAGUCCAACACGCUGGACAGCCACCACAAUAACUUCGACACCAUCCUGGAGGAGCUCCGGGAGAUCAAGGACAGUCAGUCACACCUGGAGGACUCCAUGGAGGACCUCAAGGCCCAGCUGCAGCGGGAUUACACCUACAUGACGCAGUGCUUGCAAGAGGAGCGCUACAGGUACGAGCGCCUGGAGGAGCAGCUGAACGACCUCACUGAGCUGCACCAGAACGAAAUGACCAACCUGAAGCAGGAGCUGGCCAGCAUGGAGGAGAAGGUGGCCUACCAGUCCUACGAGAGGGCACGGGACAUCCAGGAGGCGGUGGAGUCCUGCCUGACGCGGGUGACCAAGCUGGAGCUGCAGCAGCAGCAGCAGCAGGUGGUGCAGCUGGAAGGGGUGGAGAACGCCAACGCCCGGGCGCUGCUGGGCAAGUUCAUCAACGUCAUCCUGGCCCUGAUGGCCGUGCUGCUCGUCUUCGUCUCCACCAUCGCCAACUUCAUCACCCCGCUCAUGAAGACCCGCAUGCGCAUCCUCAGCACCGGCCUGCUCGUCCUCUUCCUCUUCUUCCUCUGGAAGCACUGGGACUCCAUCACCUACUUUCUGGAGCACGUCCUGCUCCCCAGCUGAUCCGCAGCCCAGCCACUGUGGCCCCGGGGGCUUUCCAUUUCCCGCAGAGGAGAGGGCGGGGGGGACAGUGGUCCAGAGCCUUUGGGUUGUUUCUUCACAUGCUCGGUUCGGUUGCUUUCCCG
Molecule: messenger RNA, 1808 nt
Organism: Charadrius vociferus (killdeer)
Lineage: Eukaryota; Metazoa; Chordata; Aves; Charadriiformes; Charadriidae
Gene: TMCC2
Product: transmembrane and coiled-coil domain family 2
Exons: 5
Coding region: 28-1686 (552 amino acids)
Biological process (GO): amyloid precursor protein metabolic process
Cellular component (GO): endomembrane system
Source: RefSeq, a predicted model, not a curated record